CGCUGGCCUUUCUUAAGAUCGAGAAGUGACCGCGAGUUAAAAGGGCUUAUAAAGAAGAAUUUAGUGUUAAUUUUAUUUAAUUUAAAUAAAAAAACGUGCAUGUUACUAAACAAAGAUGCAAGAAAGUGUAUAAUUGAUAUAAUUUCAGUUUAAUUGCCGAAGGAGCGGCUGCUGUUCCGAUUGAUUUACCUGCUUAAAGUUACCCAAAGUCUUUUUAAAAUGGCUUAGAUCAGCUUAAAAUAAUUUGAAUAUUUUUGUUUUAAAAAUUAUUUGACAAUUAUUUACAAUGGUGUUGGCAUUAAAAGUGGUGGUCAAGUUUUUGUUAGUGUUUGCUGUUGCAAGGGCGAUACAUUUUGAUAAUAAGCUUACUGUGAUAAAAAAUGAUUGUUAUGAAAGGUUGGCUAUAGGAGAAAAACUAAGCCCACAACAAACAUACAAGACUUUCGCACACAAUACCGUUUCUCAAUGCGAAAUGGAAUGUACAAAAGAGCACAAGAGAUGUCGAGCCUACAGUUUUGGCAUAGGUCCAAAGGGCAAUGGAACAUGCCUAUUGGGCAAAUACAUCAUAAAAGAAACCGCAGACUUAAAACCCAUUGGUACGAUCAAAGAUACUGAUUAUGACCUAUAUACCAAGACACUGGAUUGUCAAAUAGUCUUAGAACCACCGGAGCACCAUGAAGAACAACCAGCUACUCCGCCAGUUAAAAUAAAAGUAAGUAAACCUGCUCAUGACGGAUAUGCGGUUCAGGAACAACAUGGAGACCACCAUAUACCAGCCCAAACUAACCACCACCACAACUCAAUCUCACAACCAACUGGAUAUCAAUAUGCUAAGCCUCAAGGUCAGGCACCAGGACAUGUAGGUUCUCAAGGAGAUGAUCUUCACCACGUCCAGGCACUGGUGAGCAUAGCCUCUGGACCUGAGAACGUUUUACAUCCUGUACAUGACAUUUUGGUAUCCCAAGACAACUAUCCCCCGAAGCCGGUCAAUGGGCACUUGCCACCGUUUAGGCCUUCAGCCCUACCAAAACCUUAUGACGACCACAAACUACAGCCAGCAAAUUUACAGUUUGGGUAUGGCUAUGGGAGCCUUAGCUACUUGCCAAACACUCAUAUGGAUCAAAAUAGUAGACCUGAUCCAGAGAUUCCUUCUAGGCCCUCUUAUGAAUUAAAUUCUGGAUAUGGAAAUGGUCAGGUUCAGGUGGACCGACGAAAGUACCAAUCCCAUCACAGUUCUUAUAAUUCAUAUGAGUCUGAGAAUCACAGGUACAGUCUAGAGCAUGCCGAAGACUACAAUCCAAACUACAAUUUUUACGACCACUAUGAAAAACCUUUUCCAAAUUACCCCAAUAAGUACGGAUCCGUUAUUCCUCAUCCGAACGACUAUAAUCGUCCAGACUACGACUAUUUAUUUUUGAGACCUGGAAAUGACCCCAGUAGACCUGACUGGGGUGAAUCUGGAUAUGGGAGGCCUAUAAAGCCCAAUUAUGAACAUAAAAUGCCUCAUAAAGCUUCGGGAUAUAUGCCUGGCAGGCCUUCUGGAGAUGGUGCAAUGGCUUCUGGAUUUUCUAGACCUAAGUCUAGUUAUCACGAUUUAAGUGCUGAUUAUGAACAUGGAUUAGGUUUGGGAUUUGGUGAUAGGCCUAUAAAGCCUAGUGAAGACUCUAUUUAUAGACCUAAUAGACCCAGUUAUCAUGAUACACAUUCUGAUCGUGAACCUGGAUAUAGCAAUAACCUUUCCAGGCCUAGUGAAGACCUUGUUUAUGGACAUCCUAGACCUAGUUCACACUCUAAUCAUGAGCCUGGGGUAAAUUUCGAUUAUGGCAAUAAACCUUCCAGGCCUAGUGAAGACUCCAUUUAUACUAGACCUAGUAGACCCAGUUACCAAGAUGCACGUCCCGAUCAUAAACCAGGAUAUGGUGGUGACCCGUUCUCUGGAUACAAAUAUAAUGUUCCGGGAUAUGGUACGCAGGUAUUGGAAGAGAAUCCGACCAAUUUAAGUUCGAAUUCUCGACCAACAUCCUCGGGGCUAUCCAACCAUUACGGAGGAAUUGACUACGGAAAUAGAAAUUAUAGAAAACCGGAGACGGGAAAUCGAAAAGUCGUGACAAGUGGUAGUGAUUAUGGUGGUAAGCACGUGGUUACUGGGAUUAUCAAGGAAAUUAAAGAGGCAUGCUUUAGAAGAUCAUUCGCGGGUAAACGUGUGGUAAGAAGUCUAGUCCAAAAGCUGUUAGACUGUGACACAGUCGAGCAGUGCCAACAAGAGUGUGCCGAUGAACGCCAAUUCACUUGUGAAGGAUUCAAUUACAGGUUGGAUCCAACCGGUAGGGGAAAAGGCGAAUGUGAACUCCUUGACCUUCCAUUGUCCAGGCUCGACUUAUCCCGUGAUAUCGUCAGAGAUCCAGACUAUGAUAUUUACACCAGAGACCGAAAUGCUGUUCAAGUGGGCUGUAGGCAGUUUCCUGCCAGUGCAAGCUUUCAUCCUGGAACCUAUGGAGGAGGGCAUGGACUCUACGAUAGAUUUGAUGGUGGAAAUAGACGAGGGGAUGGAUUAAGACCACUUGAACGACCAUUGUCAGCCAUAAUUCCACCUCUACGUCGCCCGACUGAUAAUUGGGAAGAUGGUUACAGAGAAGAUAAUCUACGACCCAGACCUCUCCUCCCGCCUCCUCCGCCAGUUGAUCGAAGACCUUCUCCACCUCUUCCAAGACCUCCCUAUGACGAUACAACAAGACAAGAGUACGGAAACCGAAGAGGAGACUACUCAUUCCAUCAUCACUCACACGAAUCACAUCACAGCAGUUACCAUUACAAUGAACACAAUGUAGAUAGUUUUGAUUAUCACGGGGAACGUCAGAGGCCUUCUGGAAUUCAUUACCUUCCUGGUUCCUCUUUUGAUCAUGCUCCUCCUAAGAAAUAUCCAGUUAUCGUACCUCUGGAUGAUAAGUACCAUCAAUCCCCUCCCAUCCCACCUUUAGAACCGGCAUAUUUUGAAGAUCGGUAUCGUCUGCAUAACGGUUACUCGGGUCAAAAGUUUUGGAGAUAUGGAGAAGAAUAUGGAGAUCGUUUUAGACAUAAAGAUCUUCGUAACUACUACGUUCCAACAAAACCCCCACCAAAACCAUACAUACCAGAAGAUUGGGGCGCUUAUGGUGGCUCCUAUGGAACAGGAGGCCUCUCGUUGGAAUACCAAGGCUACGGGGAUAGAAAGAGCUACAACUACUGGGGCCUCAACAAAUUUGAGAGAGACAAACAGUCAUCAUUAUAUGGUUCUGAUCGGCCUGGAAGACCCUUAUUAAGGCCUCAAGAGCCUUACUUACCUCCAUCAAGACCCGCUUCUAAUGGACUUGGGUACUUACCAUAUGACUCAAACGGCUUUGAACUGGAUAACCAUAUUUCACCUGCCGAACCCAGAAAACCUCCAUUUCCAAUUUUAAAAGAUGAAUGUUCUCUGCGUAGUGCCACUGGGUUUCGUCUGCACAAGAGCGUAGUGAAAAAGCUGUUUACGGUGCCAAAUAUUUACGAAUGUGAGCUGUUGUGUGUUAAUGAGAAGGAGUUCUUUUGUGCUUCUUAUGCUUUCAGGUAUACAAUACAUGUGGGGGACUUGGCAGCAGACAACUGCUAUCUGAGCACUAGAAACCAUAAAGAAUUAGAUUAUUAUACGGACUUGGAACCUGAUAAAGACUUUGACAUUUACACCAUGAAUAAUCGUGUCAGAUGUCAAGAGCCAAUGCUAGUGCUAGGAAGAGAAGAGAGUGAAUGCUUUUGGAGAGUGAGAAGUGGUCAAAGACUGGACCAUUCAGUAGUAAGAGACUCUCUUACUGUUAAAUCAAUUGUGGACUGUCAGUUGGAGUGUUUGAGGUCCAGGAGGUUCACCUGUAGAGCUUAUAGCUUUAGAUAUGGAUCUCCAAUAAUUGGAGGAAUAAUAGACAACUGUCAACUGACCGAUUGGCCCUAUUUCGAUCUAGAUCCCAAAUCCCAUUUUGUACCAGAACCGGGUUUUGAAGUAUACGAUCGGGGCAGUUAUGGACAUGGUUGUGAACCCAAUCACUUCGGUAUUGGGGGAAAAGCUCCAGUUAAAAAUGACGAAGGGGUGAAAAUUGACCAAUUGUGUUAUAUUGGGUUCGGAUCAGCCGCCAAGUUAUUACCCCAGGCCACCAUAAAGUCUUUGUAUGUUCCUACUGAAUUGGAUUGCAAAGUAGAAUGUUCCAAAGCCAGACAAGGAAAUGCGUUUAGGUGUAUGACUUUCAGUUUUGUCACUGAUGGUCCUAAAAUAGGACAUAACUGCUAUCUCUCUGAUAUUAUGCAGAGAGAUCUGUUGCCGAAUGUUGACUACGUUGACGAUCCAACGUCCUGGCUGUUCACUUGGGACAAUCAUAAUCCUGAGUGUGUAAAUUUAGCAUAUAAGCAUUUGCACGAUGGGGUUUCUAGUAAGGGAUUUGAGAAUGAUGCAAGAGAUUAUGUAAACGCGCUGGACGUUUGGAGGGUGUACAGUGUCAAAGGGUGGCCCUGCAAACGCGGUACCCUUUGUAAAGAAAACCGCGUCACCGGAUUUUGGUACUGCGAGUUGGAAGGGGGCGAGCACGAUGCUUGGGACUACUGCUGCAGCCCCGAUCAUCAUUGCGGAUUCUCGAAUGGAUAUCCUUACUCCUGGUGCUACGUAGGACCAUCCAGAACCCAAUGGCGCAAAUGUAACGAUCAAUACUACCCUUAUAUCCACAACGUCCUAGACCGGUUUGACACUGAUAAAAGGCCAUGGCACACCUCCGGUUACAUUCCACCACCUCCUCACACUCACGGAUACAGACCUGAUAGACCGAGUGCACCUUUGAGGCCGGAGGGACCUAAGCCGAGCCUGGACGAGUACGAGCAACAAUUCGAUAGUGAAUUUUUAAGUCCUCCUAAACCAGGUGGUUUUGGGCAACCACGAAGAUGGCCGGUCUCUUACCUCCAUAAAGAGAUGCCACCAAACAAUACCCAACCAGAUGCCAAAUCAAGCCGUGUAGAAUCACCGGAAAACUCAAAAUUAUCGGCGAUCAAGAGUCUCAUUGACGUAAUCAAAAACACCGAAGUUGAGAACGUGCAGUACCACAUAUCCAACGAUUCCAAGAAAUCCGAUGAUAUUUUAUACGUUAAAAUACCAAUACCAACUUUUGAUGAUGACACUAAUAACUCCACCAAACAAAGUAAAGGGGAUGGUAAAGUGAGUUUUGAAACGGUCGAGUCUAAUAAGGAAGAGAGUUUAAGAGGACAAAAGUCCUUGCGGGUAGAGAAUCAACCUGCGUUUAAUAAAUACAAUGCAAAUACUAACGCAAAUCAAUAUAGUCAAACCAGAGAGUACCUCACAAAAGAACCUGAAAGGAAAUUUCCAGUUUAUAGAAGAGGAUUUGUUACAAGAACUAACUUAAGUAGUAGCGGGCAUAUUAGGUCCUUAUAAAUAGUUAUUAGACCUGUGAAUUAUUAAAAUAUUAAUGAAA
Messenger RNA from Anthonomus grandis grandis, 5477 nucleotides. RefSeq lists its product as uncharacterized. The coding region runs from base 287 to 5437 and encodes 1716 amino acids. The transcript is spliced from 21 exons. The record is from RefSeq and is a predicted model, not a curated record. NCBI's taxonomy places the organism in Eukaryota, Metazoa, Arthropoda, Insecta, Coleoptera, Curculionidae.